Molecule: messenger RNA, 1077 nt
Organism: Aspergillus eucalypticola CBS 122712
Lineage: Eukaryota; Fungi; Ascomycota; Eurotiomycetes; Eurotiales; Aspergillaceae
Product: zinc-binding alcohol dehydrogenase family protein
Exons: 2
Coding region: 1-1077 (358 amino acids)
Molecular function (GO): oxidoreductase activity, acting on NAD(P)H
Source: RefSeq, a predicted model, not a curated record
AUGGUUGCAAAGUUGAACACACACCUAGCAGUGGUAACGCAAGGCCCGAAACAGGCCAGAUUGGUGACCGAUCGACCAAUUCCCAGCCUGCGCGAUGAUUACAUGCUCGUCAGAACCGUAACAGUGGCUCUCAACCCGACAGACUGGAAACAUAUCGACUUAGUGCCUAGUGAUGGAUGUACCGUGGGCUGUGACUUUGCCGGCAUCGUCGAGGAGGUCGGUCCCAAAGUGCCCGAGAGAUUCCAGAAGGGAGAUCGGGUACUGGGCCUCACACACGGAUGCAACGCCGUCGAGCCUGAAGAUGGCGCGUUUGGCCAAUAUGUCAUGGCCAAGGGAAAUGUGCAGCUCAAGAUUCCAGGAUGGAUGAGCUGGGAGGACGCUUGUACGGUUGGGGUCGGAUACACGACCGUUGGCCAAAGUCUAUAUCAGAAUCUUGGAAUUCCAAUGCCUGGAAAGCCGCGGAGCGCUACUACACCGAAGACGGUCUUGAUUUAUGGAGGAUCGACCGCGACAGGUACCUUGGCUAUUCAGUGUGCUAAGCUAUCCGGAAUGGAAGUGAUCACGACGUGCUCGGUCAGCAAUUUUGACAUGGUCAAGGAACUCGGGGCGGAUGCGGUGUUUGACUAUAGCAAGCCUAAUGCGGCGGCCGAGAUUCGGAGGUAUACCAGGGAUAACUUGAAGCUGUGCUUUGACACCGUCGCAAUGGCUACCUCGGCUCAGUUUUGUGCAGAAGCUCUGACCAGUAAAGCUGGAGGCCGGUAUCACACACUACAGGAACUACGAUGCCCUCGGCGAGAUGUCCGGUCCACUGUCUCAAUGGCGUAUACCGUCGUAGGAGAGCCAUACACGAUGGGACCCCAGAAGGUGCCCGCCAAACCAAUUGAUGUGAAGCAUCACCUGGUAUGGCAGUCAGUGUUUCAGGACUUGUUAGACCAGGGUAAAAUCAAAACCCAUCCGGUGUCUAAGCAGCCAUAUGGGCUCAAGGGAGUGUUGUCUGGACUGGAUAUGUUGCGCGAGAACAAAGUACGAGGUCAGAAGUUGGUUUACCGGGUGGAUGAAACACCACAUCAAUUUUAG